CACCUUAUCACACAUCAGAGAAUCCACACAGGAGAGAGGCCUUAUACGUGCACUGAGUGUGGGAAAAGCUUCAUUCACUGCUCUGUCUUUAUCAGACAUCACAGAAUCCACACAGGAGAGAAGCCCUACACAUGCUCUGAGUGUGGGAAAAACUUCACUCGGUGCUCUGCCCUUAUCACACAUCAGAGAAUCCACACAGGAGAGAUGCCCUACACAUGCUCAGAGUGCGGGAAAAGCUUUAAUCAGAGCUCUGCCCUUAUGAGACAUCGGAGAAUCCACACAGGAGAGACGCCCUACACGUGCUCUGAGUGCGGGAAAAGGUUCAGUCGGCGCUCAAGGCUCGCUAGACAUCAGAAAAUCCACAUGAGAGAGAAUUGUAAUAAAUCCCUUGACUAGGGUUGGCCAAAACAAUUUUUUAAAAAAAUCACAUUUGCUAAUUCAUAUAUAGUGAUUUUGCAUCAUCUUCAUCGUGGUCUCUCAGCUCCAUCAGAUCAGUUGCCUUCUUCUGCCUUUUGCAGCUUAUCCUUCUUUGGGGUCAGUCCUAUGAUCUUUUCUAUCAACUCCUUUCCUUUUGAGUCAUAGGAGUGUGUAUCCCUCCAGCCAGGAAUGUUCAUCAGUUCCAGGUUAGGGAGAGAGGUUUGAUCCCACCAAGCUACACUGAGGCAAAAACUACCUGUGCCUUCCAUCCACUAGGACUGUACAUGGCGUUGGCUGCUCAAGUUAGUGAUCUUGGUG
This is a messenger RNA of Gopherus evgoodei (Goodes thornscrub tortoise), 735 nucleotides long. Its product is annotated as zinc finger protein 3-like. Lineage: Eukaryota; Metazoa; Chordata; Testudines; Testudinidae. The annotation marks the transcript as partial. The record is from RefSeq and is a predicted model, not a curated record. The transcript has a single exon.